Messenger RNA from Paramacrobiotus metropolitanus, 984 nucleotides. RefSeq lists its product as uncharacterized. Lineage: Eukaryota; Metazoa; Tardigrada; Eutardigrada; Parachela; Macrobiotidae. The transcript has 3 exons. The coding region runs from base 1 to 984 and encodes 327 amino acids. The record is from RefSeq and is a predicted model, not a curated record.
AUGGAUCGCCUUAUGAUGGCCAUAGUCGCCGUCCUGCUGUAUUUGGCCAGCGGGUUCUCGGGAAGUUUUAGCUGUCCGGUGCAGCAGGGGCUGACUGUCACUAAGCUAAAUCAGAUCUUGGACCGAGCCAAGGAAUGCAGCGGCACGGGCACCAUGCGCCUGGGUGGUUGUUGUCGCGGUCCCUCUUCCCGAAAGUACCCCAUCUCAGAAUGGCCCCCGAACACUGAGAUCCUGCAAGCGCCAGAAGGUGGCACCCUGCUCAUUCACUGCAACAACAGCCUCAACACCAAUGGCACGCAGGUUUCCCACAUCGCGAUUCCGCCGGCAAUUGCAUACAACGGAUUGCAAGUUGCUCUCGACUCGGGAGGAGUAAGCGGAGACCACAAAUUGCCAUCCGACGAGAAAGACACUCGCUGCAACUGCACUGAAUCAGCGUCCGGUUACAUUAUACCGCUCUCCUGGCGGCAAUUCGAUUACAGUAGCUUGACUGGCGCGUUUACCAUCGCGCUAAAGAAUUUCACGUACGCCUACACCGGUCUGUACGAGUGCCUGCACUCCAACGGGAGCCAGCGGGUAGUGACGCAGCGCUACUGGCUCAGCGCGACCCUCCUCCGUCACGAGGUCUUCAGUCCGCCCAUGAAGAACGUUACCGUACGCUACGGCGACUCAGCAGAGAUGGUUUGCCCGGUCCGCUUCAAUUUCCUGCCUGGCGGCUUAAUGACGCGCUUCAUCUGGCGCAAGGAAAGCUCCCUGCUGAUAGCCAAAUCCAUUCCGGAGGUGGCCGAUAAGAUCUGGCAGCCUUAUGGUGUGACUGGACACUACGAGUUCGGCGCAGGCCGCGUGGAUGAAAUGUGUCGGUGCAAUUCUACGUUCAAAAUUGACAGUGCCACAUGGCAUCACGCCGGUCGCUACGAAUGUUGGUUCCGCAUCAACGACCGUCUCGACGAGUGGGUCGUGCAGGAGGCCUAUCUGCACGUCGUUUAA